Condylura cristata (star-nosed mole) is the source of this 2243-nucleotide messenger RNA. RefSeq names its product peptidase inhibitor 16 (gene PI16). The transcript is spliced from 6 exons. NCBI's taxonomy places the organism in Eukaryota, Metazoa, Chordata, Mammalia, Eulipotyphla, Talpidae. The record is from RefSeq and is a predicted model, not a curated record. Gene Ontology annotation, cellular component: extracellular region. Bases 5 to 1387 code for a protein of 460 amino acids.
CACCAUGCACAGCUCCUACAAUCUCCUGGCACUUCUGCCGCCACUGCUGCUACUGCUGGUGGCCGCCACAGGCCCUGCUGGGGCCCUCACAGAUGAUGAGAAGCACGUGAUGGUGGAGCUGCACAACCGCUACCGUGCCCAGGCAUCCCCAUCGGCGGCCAACAUGCUGCAAAUGAGGUGGGAUGAGUCCCUGGCUGCCUUCGCUAAGGCCUAUGCGGAGCAGUGCGUGUGGGGCCACAACAAGGAGCGUGGACGGCGAGGUGAGAACCUGUUUGCCAUCACUGACAAGGGUGUGGAUGUGCCUUUGGCCGUGGAAGAAUGGCACCAGGAGCGCCAACACUACAACCUCAGCGCAGCCACCUGCGAACCUGGCCAGAUGUGUGGCCACUACACACAGGUGGUCUGGGCUAAGACGGAGAGGAUUGGCUGUGGCUCCCACUUCUGUGAAACGCUCCAGGGCGUUGAAGAAACCAAUAUCCACUUGCUGGUUUGCAAUUACGAGCCCCCAGGGAACGUGAAGGGGCAGAGGCCCUACCUGGAGGGAACUCCGUGCUCCCAAUGUCCCUCCGGUUACCGCUGCGAGAACUCACUCUGUGAACCCAUCAAAGGUACAGAAGAGACUCAGAAUUUGCCCUACCUGGUAAAUGAGGUCCUACCGUCCCUGGCAACUGAGGCCUCCACCUCUAGGAAACCUGGUAUCCCUUCUUCCCUAGCAACAGAAACGCCAUCCUUGGUGACAGAGGUUUCAGAUUCCCUGGCAACCAAGACUCUACCUGCCAUAGAAACUAAGGCCCCAAUUUCCAUAGCAACAGAAGAUCUCCCCUCCAUGGCAACAGAGGCACCACCUUCCUUAACAACUGAGGUCCCUUCCUUUUUGGCAACGCACAGCCUGCUCUCCUCGGAUGAGGGGCCAGCUACCCUCCCCAGAUCAACCCAUGAUCCUGUUCCUGAAUCGACAGACAAAGAGGCCAGGGGGACAAAAACACCCUCCAAAAGCACAGAGAGUUCUUUGCUCCCCAAGACGUCCUUGAUUGGGACACAGGAGCCACUUCCCCACUCCCAGGAGGCAUUGGAGGCUGAGUUGCCUUCUUCCAGUGAGGUCAUGGCCUCAGAUUUUGCAGCCCAGGGCAAGCCAGGUGAGAUGCAAGCCACUCAGGACCACAUGGAACAGACCUCCUCUCAGUCCCUGUCCAACUCCCUUAAUACCUCUGCCAUCACUAAUGCCAAGGGUGGGCAUACCCUGGCCCUGCAGUCAUCUUUGCCAGGUGCAGAGGGCCCUGAAAGGCCUGCUCUCAAGUCAGGGCUGAACUCGGGACCUGGUCACAUCUGGGGCCUCCUCCUGGGUCUGCUGCUAUUGCCCCUGUUGGUGUUGGGUGGAAUUUUCUGAAGGGGUCACCAUUCAAAGGCAAGGCCUAGUGGGGUGACAUGCCUGCUCCAAAUUGUCUUUUUUCAAGUAAGAGGCCAAGUUUCCCGGGAAGCUCCUCCUCUGUGACCCAACAACUCACGUUCACCUGUUUCUGGCCAGACUCAAGAUCAGUGGCCUUGUGCCCUCAGCAGGUCUUUAUAGGACCAAACUGUGGCACUGUCCCAGGAGUGCUUCUGCCUCUGAGGAGGUUCAUCUCUCAGCUAGCUGCAGAUUAUUCUGAGCAGUAUGCUUGUGGUCAUGUGUGCCCUUUUCCCAGUUAACCUACAGCAAUGACCCUGCCUGGCCAAAGACAGAGGAACUCAGGGCUUUUCAGGAAACCCUCCCUGUCCCCUGGCCUCUUCCUGAGGCAGCUGAAUCCUGGGCUGUUCUAGGAGUGCCUCCUGCCUUCCCUGGGUGAAGAGGUCAGCUGCUGUCCUGCCAUCGCCUUUACCCUGUCCCCAGCUCUUCAGACAAGAUACUUCUUGGCUGAGGGCCCUUUGGGAGGGAAUAGCAGCAGGCAUGUGCCUCACAGACAUCUCAGUGCACUAGCCUUGGCUGCUGCAAGCUCUGGUUGUUGCCCAAUGACUGCAUGCCUGGCCCAGGCCCCGCCCAUCUCUGUGCUGUGGGGGGAGGGGGGAUACUCGGGGAUGCUGGGGACACCCAUGUCUGCCUGGCCUGGGGCUAUCUGCCUGCCAGGCAGAGGGCUCUCCCCUGGGAAGGGAAUUAGUGAGGGGUCAAAGGACAAGCCUCACCUGAGUGGGGUUCUAAAGAGAAGGCCCAUAGGAGCCAGGGGUGGGAAGCAACUCCUGACUCCUGAAUAAAUGCCUCUGUAAGAGUA